AUGCACCGACCAGGGAAGAGCUGCCGCGCGCGCCAAGAGACGGUCGAGAGGGACUCCGAUAUCGUGGGCCAGGGGUCGGGAUCGUCGAGCACUCGGCCGAGGCUGUCGAAGGUCGGACGAUACGAGGGGCGGGGGAGGUUGGCCGAUGUAGCGAGUCGGCGGCCGGUGAGGAGGUCUAAAGCCUUCCUCGUCGCGAGGUUCCGGCCUGGAGACCAGCAGCACGCGAUGCCGGCGCAGGAAAAAGGCCAGGCUCACACCCACAGCAGCACGCAGGAGAUGGACUGUCGAUGGGGUCGGGAGAGGGUGGAGGGAGGACUGGGCAUGUCUGGUGAGUACCACCUCAUCGGGGAACAGCAGGGCCACCCGAGCAACCACAGCAGUCAGGAUGGUAGGGACGAAUACUGCUCAGUGCCCAAUCAAGCAUUCGGCGGGUUCCGGCUGCAGCCCGCUGGCCAGGGCUUAAGCAGCGGCGUGGACAAUGGUGAAGCCGGCGGCACCCUGCGGACCCUGGCCGGUGUCCAUCGAACCAUGCAGGCCUGGACCCGUUGCGAGAGCACGAGGCGGGAUAAGCAGCACUGA
Messenger RNA from Gaeumannomyces tritici R3-111a-1, 579 nucleotides. RefSeq lists its product as hypothetical. Bases 1 to 579 code for a protein of 192 amino acids. The record is from RefSeq and is a predicted model, not a curated record. Lineage: Eukaryota; Fungi; Ascomycota; Sordariomycetes; Magnaporthales; Magnaporthaceae. The transcript is spliced from 4 exons.